AUGGAUAUUGACGCCGCUAGAAUUCAUAGGAAGCUUCAAUUGAAUGAACUUGAAGAGAUUCGAAACGAGGCGUACGAGAACGCUCUUAUUUACAAAAAGAAGUCGAAGGCAUUCCAUGAAAAGAAGAUUCGUACCAAGACGUUUGUCAUAGGGCAGAAAGUGUUACUCUUCAAUUCCGACCUUAGAUUGUUUCCAGUCCAAAUUCAAAGUUUAAAGACCGGAAACGAUUUCCAAGUGAAUGGACAUCCUUUGAAGCCAUACUAUGAACAUUUUGAGGAGCAUGUCAUGGAGGAUAUACCUCUCCAGGCCGUGGGCUCCAAUGAAGCUUAA
Molecule: messenger RNA, 330 nt
Organism: Pyrus x bretschneideri (Chinese white pear)
Lineage: Eukaryota; Viridiplantae; Streptophyta; Magnoliopsida; Rosales; Rosaceae
Exons: 2
Coding region: 1-330 (109 amino acids)
Source: RefSeq, a predicted model, not a curated record